UGUUGAUUUCCCGACAGGCAUUGGAGCAGAUUUGGAAGGAACUAUGCAAUGUAGUGGGUUCUUUGUGAAAGAACAGUGGUGAGAAAAGCCACAGGAACAUCCUCCCGGGUGUCCGGAGAACAGGCCCAGCCUCAUUUGCCACAAAGGGCGGCAAGGAGAGGAAGCUGGUUGGAGCCUAUCUCUGAGGCUGGACGCUUCACACUGGGCUUGAGUCUCUUUUCCAAGGUUGCAGCCCCCAAGGAGGAUUAGCCAUUCUCUGAUGAAGCCUGGAAUGGUCCCCCCUCCACCAGGAGAGGAAAGCCAGACCAUCCUCCUCCCACCUGGCUGGCAAAGCUACUUGUCUCCUCAAGGCCGGCGUUACUAUGUCAACACGACCACCAAUGAGACCACCUGGGAACGCCCCAGCAGUUCUCCUGGGAUUUCAGCCAGCCCUGGCCCUCACAGGAGCUCUCUGCCUCCAACAGUGAAUGGAUACCACGCAUCAGGGACCCCAGCGCACCCUCCAGAGACUGCCCACAUGAGUCUCCGAAAAUCCACCGGUGAUUCCCAGAACCUGGGAUCCUCCUCACCAGGCAAAAAGCAGAGCAAGGAAAACACCAUCACAAUAAACUGCGUGACAUUCCCUCACCCAGACACAAUGCCUGAACAGCAGCUGCUGAAGCCAACAGAGUGGAGCUACUGCGACUAUUUUUGGGCAGAUAAGAAGGACCCCCAGGGCAAUGGCACUGUGGCUGGGUUUGAACUGCUGCUCCAGAAGCAACUGAAAGGCAAACAGAUGCAGAAAGAAAUGUCCGAAUUCAUCCGGGAAAGGAUAAAGAUUGAAGAAGAAUAUGCGAAGAACUUAGCUAAGCUCUCUCAGAACUCCCUGGCUGCACAGGAGGAAGGCUCCUUGGGAGAAGCGUGGGCCCAGGUGAAGAAGAGCCUUGCAGAUGAAGCAGAAGUUCACCUCAAGUUCUCUGCCAAGCUCCACAGCGAGGUAGAGAAGCCCCUGAUGAACUUCCGGGAGAACUUCAAGAAAGACAUGAAAAAGUGUGACCACCACAUCGCUGACCUCCGAAAGCAGCUUGCCAGCCGCUAUGCCUCGGUGGAGAAGGCCCGGAAAGCCCUCACUGAGCGGCAGAGAGACCUGGAGAUAAAAACCCAGCAGCUGGAGAUCAAGCUGAGCAACAAGACGGAAGAGGACAUCAAGAAGGCACGGAGGAAGUCCACACAGGCUGGAGAUGACCUCAUGCGCUGUGUGGACCUCUACAACCAGGCCCAGUCCAAGUGGUUUGAAGAGAUGGUGACCACCACAUUGGAGCUGGAGCGGCUGGAGGUGGAGAGGGUGGAGAUGAUCCGGCAGCAUCUGUGCCAGUACACACAGCUGCGGCACGAGACGGACAUGUUCAACCAAAGCACAGUCGAGCCCGUGGAUCAGCUGCUUCGAAAAGUGGACCCAGCCAAAGACAGGGAGCUAUGGGUCAGAGAGCACAAAACGGGCAACAUUCGCCCUGUGGACAUGGAGAUCUAGAUAGGUCUAGGCGGCCCCGGGGGUCCUGCCAGGAGAGGGGCUGGGGUCCCACAGAGAGGGGGUGGAGGCUCCCGCUGGGUGGAGCUGCCCUCCCACCUGCUCUCCUGGUCCACUGAGGAGAGGGGGAAAAGCUGGUGGUUCCAGAAGGGUGGGCGACCUGGACAGCCCAGCUGCGGUUUCCCCAGUAUUCCCCAACCAAAACGACAACCUUGCCUGUGUCUCUGAGCUCCCCAACUCCCAUGCUGUGCUUGUGGCUCUGAGAACAAACUGAGGCUGGAGCUUUGUGGUCCCUGCUGAACCCCAUGAAGUGACUAUGUUCCUGGAUGCUCCAAGGGGUGUCCUCCAGCUGCCCACCUUGUCUCCAAGGCUUUGGAAGACCCAGGGAGGGAGGUGUCUGUGUCCAAACCAGCAUCAGAAUAGUGUAAGAAGAUGCCAUUCAGCUCUCCACCCUCACCCAGAAUCCUUUGCAGCCCUCCCUUUCUGUUUUUUCCAGUUGCAUUCUGGGAACCCAUACCUGAAUUUCUUGACCCCUUUUCAUCCCCAGCAGGCUUGGGAAGAAGGCUUGGCUUCUGUCUUCCCAGACCAACCCUGCCUGGAGAGGUCAGGAUGGAACUACCUCAUUUGGCAAAUUAGCCCCAAGUUGGAGCAUUAAGUCAUGGCUCUUACCAGAUCAGGAAUUAUCUGUAAAAUCUCCCCAGGAAACUCCUCUCUCUUCCACCCCACUACCCCAUCCCAGUCUCAGCAGAGGAAGUUUUCCAAAGUUCUCAGCCAGCAACAUCUCAUCCAGCAGUGUGCGUGUCCACGGAAACAAGCCAGCUCAUCUCAGAAACCAGCCAGCCAUGGAGACCAGCAGGGCCUGUCUGCCCACUGCCUCUGCAUCAUUGGGCUGACCAUCCACGGGGCUGGGAAAGUCCCACACAGGAGACAGGUUGGGCCGAGUUCAGGCCAUCUCCAGAUGUUCUGUGUGCUUAUGCACAAGGGAGUUGGGUCUGCUAGCCCUUGUUCGGGGACUGAAAACUGCCAUGGCCGCAGUGAGUCAUUAACAUCCAGGCAGCAUCACAGCGCUGAGCCUCACCAGGUACCAGCACCUCCCUUCCCUCUGCCCAUCUUCCCUGGAGAAGCCUGGGCAAGUGGGACCUCAGAGUCUCAGCCCUGGCAUUGGGUCCAGUGCUUCACUUCUUCCUUCCCUCUGUGAUAAGAAGUGUGUUCUUGGCCAUGGUAAUCUAGAGAGUCUGUCAGAGCGGGACAGGUGUGGGCAACUAGAAGUCAUGUAGUGACAAGGACAGAGUCGAGCCGGGAGCCUGAGCCCUAGUUACCAGCUUCCCUCAGCUUUCCCAUCGGUGACUUUGCAUUUGACCCAUGCAUCUCCCAUGAGGGCCUGCUCUACCCAAGCCCAGGCCCUAGCACAAGUCUGAGGAAUUCUCUCUGAAGAUGGCAGUCUGCUUUCACACUGGAGCGUCCUGAUUCAUUAAAACAUGUGCCAUAGGCAAAUCAGCACUAAUUAAAGGAGAGAUGUUUGCAAAGUCGCGUGUGUGUGUGCGUGCGUGUGUGUGUGUGCAUGCAUGCACGUGCGUGUGCAUGUGUAAGAGGGUAUCAUUCUGAUGAGCACAGCUUACUGAUCUUCCAUCUCCCGUGCUAGUAACAGAUGCCUUCUAGUUCUUAGAUCUUUUGGCGCCUCUUGUAAAUUAUAUCAGAAAGAUGUCUAACAUACUAAAGCACAUGAAACUCACUUUUCUUAUUGAAGCACUCCAAGCCAAAGGCCAGCAUUAAGGUGUCCACCAGUGUAAAGGUUGGGGGCUGUCCAUGUGAGGAAGAAGCUGCAUCCACGGAGAAGAAUCUGAACUUGCUCCUUCUAGAUCUGGGCUAGGGCUACGAUACCAGCUACCAAUUUUCGGAUACUAUUUCUUGGUGUCUUUAUUAAAAACAGGUGCUAGUGGUAAUUGCUUUGUGGCUUGGUAAACUGAUCUGUGGAUGAUUUUCAAGCAUUCAAAGCCAACAGCUUUGUAAUUAA
This is a messenger RNA of Fukomys damarensis (Damara mole-rat), 3521 nucleotides long. RefSeq names its product growth arrest specific 7 (gene Gas7). Bases 260 to 1510 code for a protein of 416 amino acids. Gene Ontology annotation, biological process: actin filament polymerization; neuron projection morphogenesis. Gene Ontology annotation, cellular component: plasma membrane; actin filament; cytoplasm. Gene Ontology annotation, molecular function: actin filament binding. The transcript is spliced from 14 exons. NCBI's taxonomy places the organism in Eukaryota, Metazoa, Chordata, Mammalia, Rodentia, Bathyergidae. The record is from RefSeq and is a predicted model, not a curated record.